AAAACAAAUACGAAUCCCCAAUACCCCAACUAUUGGAUAUCAAAAUGCUAGUGAAAAUUCUAACACUUACUAAAAGCACAAAUUACAAUGUCACACAAGAGAUUCUACAUGCGCCUAGUGCUGCAUCUCCAUGCGGUGACCUGUCCGGGCGUCUGGCUGUGCUCCCACGGCAGUUUGGAGGCCACUAUCAAGACACUGGGCUAUUAUUUUCGUACUGGCGCCAUGGAGCCGCGUUUCCCUAUGCUCUGUCACGAUGAGUUCACCAUGGAGGGCUACUUCAAGGGUGUUAACUCUAUAGAUCAGAUGCGGGAUAUGCUGAACUCUGAGCAACUGGAGAUCACUAUGUGGCAGAAUGGACGUCGAUUGGCCUACUAUUUGGGCCGAUUGUCUGACCUAAUGCAGCCACCUGUGCCGCCUCUCAGCUGCGCGCACUCAGCUAAUGUCCAGCUGCUGAUGAAGGCCACUUCUGCUUUUCCGGGUAUUCUGGCACCCAAAGUGGAGAUAUCAGCGGAGUUGACCACACGGGACAAGCAACGCAAGUGUUGCAAAGUGAACCUGGAGCGGGAGAUAACCAAUCGUCAUGCACAGAGCCGUUGCCUCAGCCGCUUGGAGCUGCCACGCAAACAGAAAACUGUCUGCCAUUCGAAGGGCUCGAAUUGCAGCACCGACAACAGCCUCGUCCGCUCAACGAGCAGCCAACUCUUGUACGAGCAGCAGUCAAGACGGCUGUCCUCCUGCUCGAUCACCACACGCCACAGCUCUCAAUCUCUCGCGAGCAUCAGCACCAUCUCCGACUCGACGCAGUGCAGCCACUCGAACUCAAACUUUCGCUCGCAGUCCAACUCAUUGGCUGCAACAUUCACAGUUGAGCAUGAGAACAGUUGUCACAUCUGUCAAGCGUACAGUAGGUUCUACGAGAGCAGUUAAGAAACUAUAAAUAUAUUAGCUUAUAUUUUGAACAAA
This is a messenger RNA of Drosophila navojoa, 963 nucleotides long. Its product is annotated as spermatogenesis associated 6-like protein. Gene Ontology annotation, molecular function: myosin light chain binding. Lineage: Eukaryota; Metazoa; Arthropoda; Insecta; Diptera; Drosophilidae. Gene Ontology annotation, biological process: spermatogenesis. Gene Ontology annotation, cellular component: sperm head-tail coupling apparatus. The record is from RefSeq and is a predicted model, not a curated record.